GCCUCUGCGGCGCAGCGAGACACGUGCCCGCGCACGCGCACACUGCAGCAGCGCGAGCCGAGUUCGUCGUGCGCGCCACUAGAAACGUGACUGCGAGGCUACGCAGCGUCUACGUUUUAUGAGGUACUACUCCGUACUAAGGAGUCCCCAUUACCUUCUCCGUGUGUGCGGACCUCAAGCGUCUGUUUUGUGCCGCAUGCGCUCUGUACCGUACUAAACCCUUACCCCAGUCACGCAAAUGACUAGUAGGCUGAGCGAACCUGGGACCCUGUGGGCCACCUGACGCCCCGAACUACGGUACGCUGUAGCACACUUUAAGCCUGGUGCCUUCACACAGCGGUGCCUGCGGGCGUGCUGAGCAUGCUGGGGAAAUGGCGCAUGCGGGACAGAUUGACCGCUGCAUUCCCUUCCGUCCCCUUCGGAAUCACAUGGUCUUAACGUGUACGUUUCCCCAGCGCUGUGUACUGACACACGUCCGAAUCUUUAUUUACACUGGUGACUGGUACCGUAGAGGAAAUGAAUGUUGCAUAAAGCGACGACUCUUAAUUGUGGUGAAGCGCAGCAUGUACGACGUGUCUCCCAGUGCACAGAAACGUCGACCUUAUUUCUCUGUUUAAACAGUUUAUUCUUGACAGAGCUGGGCGUCUGCUAGUUGUAUUUGUUAUUCUACAAAGGACGUGUGCGUUUUACCAUACCCUGUGCGAGUGUCCCUCUCACAUGCGUAAACGGAUCGACUACAGCGGGAUACACCGAUCGCUCCGCGUGCCACUUGCAACUGUUUGUGUUUACUGUUAGUAUAAACAUCGGCUUUACUGGAACGUAUAAAAAAAAAACUGGCUCGAGGCAGUUUACAGGGUACAUUAGGCUAGCUGUCAGCUCCUCGGUCCUCCUGACCUGUUCAUCCGUUCUUCUUGCAUUUUCUCUCAGAGCGCGCCGCUUCUACACAGGGGUGUAACCCGAAAUGUGAGCGGUAAGAGAGAGUUAAACUGUUAGUUCGCUAGAGUAAAGCCGCUAGCCUCGUUCUGUCUCUCUAAGACACACUCGCGCGCACGCAGUCUCUCCCCGUUCCCUCAUUCACAGCGCAUGAAGGGAGCGGUCCGCGCAUGCGCGCUGGGAGCGCAACAAGUGGCAUGCUAGUGUGCCACGGAGAGGAGCUGCGGAACGCGGGAGUGACGUCAGAGCGCGAGCCAGGUGGCAUGCCGAGCGCGGAGAGAGGACGCGGAGUCACACUCGCGAUCCCAAAUCGGAAUGCGGGGCAGAAUGUGGGGCACGCGCGCGCUGUGAAUUGGAAACCCGCAAGCUGCGAGCGCGAGGCACACGCGUUCCGCGGGGGCGAGCGAGGGAGAAGAGAGAAGGAAAAAAAGGGUUAUUAUCUGCAAUCGAGUGGAAGCUACUGCUGCUGAGGAGGAGGAGGACUAGGAGGUCCGGCGGGAGCGAGGAAAGGGGGCCACUGACUGAACGGGCGACCACCAUGUCUUCUGCACAGGUCUCCUCCUCCAGAAGACAGUCGUGCUACCUCUGCGAUUUGCCUCGCAUGCCGUGGGCGAUGAUUUGGGAUUUUACCGAGCCGGUCUGUCGAGGCUGCGUGAACUACGAGGGUGCGGAUCGGAUUGAAUUCGUGAUCGAGACGGCGCGGCAUCUGAAGCGCGCUCAUGGCUUCCAGGAGGGGAGAUCCCCCGGACCCCCCCUUCCGCCGCCGCCGCCUCCUGCGUCCGUGAAAGCACCAGCGACCAUGUCGUCGAAGGACGCAGUGCAGCUGAACCAUGUGGACGGCUCCUCGAAGGCACCACAGCCGAGCCUGGAGCGCUAUGCGCUGAGUGCCGAGAGAGCGCGCUUCGACUACACUGGCAUGGCGGCGGCGGCGCACGCCGCGAGGCUUCCGAACGGCCUGGCUGGACCGAACGGCUUCUCGAAGCCGGACGACGGGCCGCCCGAGCUGAACAGGCAGAGCCCCAACUCCCGCAGGAGCCACCACGGGCUGGUGGCCGUGCCGGGCCAGAUGAACGUGCCCCCCAGCCUGCUCCCACAGACCAUGCUGAACGGACCCCCCGCGACACUGAGUGGACGCGCCCCUCCGCCGCCCACCGUGGUGGCUGCGCAGUGCCUUUCGGAGGUGGGCAAGCGGCCGGGCUCGGUGUCGAGUUCGAGCGCGGAGCACGAGCGCGAGCUGAAGGAGAAGCAGCGCAACGCCGAGGCCCUGGCGGAGCUCAGCGAGAGCCUGCGCAGCCGCGCCGAGGAAUGGGCGAGCAAGCCUAAGGCGGUGCGCGACACGCUGCUUGCCCUGUGCAACAGCACGCCGUUCGACGUGCGCUUCAAGAAGGACCACGCGCUACUGGGCCGCGUGUUUGCCUUCGAUGCUGUCGCCAAGCCCGGCAUGGACUACGAGCUCAAGAUCUUCGUGGAGUACCCGAGCGGCUCUGGCGCCGUGUUCUCGAGCGCGUCCGGCGUCGCCAAGCAGAUGUACCAGGACUGCAUGAAGGACUUCGGCCGCGGCCUCUCCUCGGGCUUCAAGUACCUGGAGUACGAAAAGAAGCACGGCUCGGCCGACUGGCGGCUCCUCGGCGACCUGCUGCCCGAGGCCGUGCGCUUCUUCAAGGAAGGCGUGGGCGCCGACAUGCUGCCGCAGCCCUACGUGGACGCGAGCUUCCCGCUGCUUCCCACUGCGCUAGUCAGCCUGUCCCGGGCGCUGCCUUCCGCGAGCGCCUCCCGCGGUGGCGUGCGGAAGCGGAAAGCGUCCCCGGAGCCAGACUCCGCGGAGGAGCAGCAGCGGCAGCAGUGGAUGGCGAGUCAAAGCGAGGCGCUCAAGCUCACCAUGGCGUCGGGCGUGUUCGCAGCCUCGCACGGUGGGCAUCCGCAGCCGCCGCCGCCUCCACCCCCGCCGCCUCCGCCCCCCCUCCCACUCGGACCCGGGCACCCUGUGCAUUCGAGCCGUACCACGCCGCCGGAGUCGGCGCCGCAGAACGGACAGUCGCCGAUGGCCGCGCUCAUGUCGGUGGCGGACACGCUGGGCAACGCGCACUCACCUAAGGAUGGCAAUUCGGUACACUCGACCACGUCGACGAGGCACAGCGGCAGUAGCAGCAGCAGUAGCAGCAGCGGCGGAAGCCCCGUGUCUCCCGCCUCUGUGUCGGGCCAGCGCCGCCUCGCAUCAGUGGCCGCGGGGCCGCCCCAGUCGAGCGCGCACCCGGGCUUGGAGCAGGUGCACCCGCAGAAUAUCCCCGACUCGCCGAUGGCCAACAGCGGGCCGCUCUGCUGCACCAUCUGCCACGAGCGGCUCGAGGACACGCACUUCGUGCAGUGCCCGUCGGUGCCCUCGCACAAGUUCUGCUUCCCAUGCUCACGCGAGAGCAUCAAAGCACAGGGCGCCACGGGCGAAGUGUAUUGCCCCAGCGGGGAGAAGUGCCCCCUCGUGGGCUCCAACGUGCCCUGGGCCUUCAUGCAGGGCGAAAUCGCCACCAUCUUGGCGGGGGACGUGAAGGUAAAAAAGGAGAGAGACCCGUAGGAAUGCGCGCGCGACCCAAGGACGCCUCGCGCAACGCACGCGCACGUGUACAUGCUGUGAAUACUCCGACCAACAGGACCAGUGCGGCGCACAGAGACACGAUUUUUUUUUUUAAGUGGUUAAAGCAGCGACGAGAAUGGUUUGCGGUGCCGCUUGUGCGGCACGACGCGUCCCCUGACUCUGUACCGCGCGCGUCCGUCCGUCCGCUGUCCCGCUGCUGGAUCGGGCACUUAGCGGACACUGCUCUGCUCCAGCAAGCGCAUGUGGCCUCCCUGCGCGCUCACGGCCUCGUCCUUCCUCCUCUUUUCUCUUCCCUUUUCCACCGAAGCUUCACCCCCCCCCCCCCCC
This is a messenger RNA of Scleropages formosus (Asian bonytongue), 3850 nucleotides long. RefSeq names its product interferon regulatory factor 2 binding protein-like (gene irf2bpl). NCBI's taxonomy places the organism in Eukaryota, Metazoa, Chordata, Actinopteri, Osteoglossiformes, Osteoglossidae. The coding region runs from base 1472 to 3502 and encodes 676 amino acids. Gene Ontology annotation, cellular component: nucleus. The transcript has a single exon. Gene Ontology annotation, molecular function: transcription corepressor activity. The record is from RefSeq and is a predicted model, not a curated record. Gene Ontology annotation, biological process: regulation of transcription by RNA polymerase II.